UCUGGCGGCAAGAAGCAGCUGAAAUACUUCACGGUGAAUGAGGAGAACGGGAACCUGUACGUGAAUGAGAGGCUGGACCGGGAGGAGAUGUGUGGCGAGUCGGCGACUUGCUCCGUCAGCUUCGAGGCGCUGGUGCACAAUCCCCUCAACGUUUUCCAAGUAGAGGUGUCCAUCGAGGAUGUGAAUGACAACUCCCCGACCUUCAGCAAUGCUGCUCUGGAACUUGACAUAGGGGAGUGGACGCUUCCCGGUGCUCGUUUUCCCCUGGAGAUGGCCCAAGAUGCUGACUCAGGAAGCAAUUCGCUGCUGACUUACCAGCUCACCAGCAACCCAUCUUUCUCUCUGGUCAUGAAGGAGAGCCCUGACGGAAGCAAUCAGCCAGAAUUGGUGCUGGAGAGAGCGUUGGACAGGGAGAAGGAAAGCUCUUUUGAGAUGGUACUAGUGGCGGUGGAUGCCGGGGAUCCAGUUAGAUCCGGAACUAUCAGGAUUCGGAUCAAUGUGACAGAUGCCAACGACAAUCCACCCGUAUUCGGGCAGGACCAGUACCGUGCGAGAUUGCGCGAAGACGCAGCCCCGGGGUCGAGAGUGUUAAACGUCUCUGCCUCCGACGCCGAUAUCGGCAACAAUGCUCGCAUCACUUACGGGUUUGGGAAAAUGCCUUCCAAGGUACUUCAGAAGUUCAUGAUGGACACGGAAAGCGGAAUGAUCACGCUAAAAGAGGCUUUGGACUUCGAGGACACAAGAGGCUACACAUUACUGGUGGAGGCGAGGGAUGGUGGAGGUCUGGUGGCACAGUGUAAGGUGGUGGUGGAGGUGCUAGACGUGAACGACAACGCGCCAGAGAUCACGAUUUUGUCGUUGUCGAGCCCCGUGCCCGAGGACACGCCAGCGGGGACCGUGGUGGCCGUGCUGAACGUAAACGACCCGGACUCCGGAGAGAACGGUCAGGUGACGUGCGAGCUGUCGGGAGAGGCGCCGCUGUCG
Molecule: messenger RNA, 984 nt
Organism: Zonotrichia albicollis (white-throated sparrow)
Lineage: Eukaryota; Metazoa; Chordata; Aves; Passeriformes; Passerellidae
Source: RefSeq, a predicted model, not a curated record